CUCAAGUACAAUCAAACGCUCGACGUGGAGUGCGACGGCGUUCCCGUGAAACUCGAAUUCCUCGACUGCGAUGUCGGUACUAAUGCCGGUGCUGGCAUCGGCGUCAACGGCGAGGUGCACCCGCGAAGAAGGACCAUCUACAGUCUGGAAGUGCCCGGAGCUAGUAGUGCUGCGGCGGCCCGUAUCACAGGAAAAAAACUGUGUAAGUGUAACUGUGUACGAAGAGCAGCAUCACAGAUUCGUUUUGCAUUACAGGGAAAACCUGUCUUGCGUAGCUAGUAGGUGAAAACACGUGUGAAAGUGGCCUAUGACGCACAUCCAGCAUGACAAUCGUAUAUAGUUUUCCAUUUGCUGCAUCACAGAUUUACACUCGCAUAACUUUUUUCUUGGAUAGUCCCGACUUCGUCCUCCGCUGCCAAUGACGAGGACGAGGAGGACGACGAUGAUGAUGAGGACACGAGUUGUAACCCGCCGAGUUCUUGUGUGUCGAAAAUGAAACCGCG
Amoebophrya sp. A120 is the source of this 503-nucleotide messenger RNA. The record is from the annotation of a GenBank genome assembly. NCBI's taxonomy places the organism in Eukaryota, Dinophyceae, Syndiniales, Amoebophryaceae.